Molecule: messenger RNA, 765 nt
Organism: Penaeus monodon (black tiger shrimp)
Lineage: Eukaryota; Metazoa; Arthropoda; Malacostraca; Decapoda; Penaeidae
Exons: 3
Coding region: 1-708 (235 amino acids)
Source: RefSeq, a predicted model, not a curated record
AUGACUUGUUGUGGUCUUCACACGCUCAUUCCCUUCGGCGACCAGUACGCCAUGGGACCCCUGCGAGCGCUGUUCCUCCUGCUCGGUCUCCUCCGGCCAGCGCGCUUCGUCGCAGGCACAGGCGAGGACUGGUGGUAUGCAACUUCGGUGGCCGAGGAAAUCGUCGCUGCAGGACAGACUGUCGAGUACGCGCAGGUUCCUCUGGUGACCUGCGCUGCCUACGCCGGCCACUCGGGCUGGGCGCAGCUCUUCUGCCACAUGGAUGGCCUCUGCGUCCUUUCAGAGCAGGCGGUGGUCAGGGACAACAGCACCGGGAGCGGCGUCCUGAUGCCAUGCUGGACCAAGUACUCUCCUUCGUCAUGCUUUCCUCCCUUCGAAGACGCCGGAGCAGCUGGAUGCUUUUAUCUGCACGGUAGCAAGAUGACAUGGUUCGACGGUCGCGACCACUGCAAAUCCCUGGGCGCCGACCUCGCUGUGCCCACGAACUUCGACGCUUUUCGGAGUUACGCAGCCAGCGCGGGAUUGCCUCAAGACGUGUGGCUGGGCAUCUACGACCAGGAAUGGCUCAACGGCAGCCGCGUGGCCAGGGCGCUGUGGGCCAAGGGGAACCCCGACGGCCCGCCACAGGACUGCGGGAGGAAGUACUAUUCGGUCCUCGCGGAUGCCAAAUGCAGCGAGAACUGGUAUUUCCUGUGUGAGAUUAAGUGAACAAAUAUAUGAUUGCUUUUACAUGAUUAUAUCCUUAUGGCUGUUAUAUAUGUUUCA